Molecule: messenger RNA, 1635 nt
Organism: Cladophialophora immunda
Lineage: Eukaryota; Fungi; Ascomycota; Eurotiomycetes; Chaetothyriales; Herpotrichiellaceae
Exons: 9
Coding region: 1-1635 (544 amino acids)
Biological process (GO): carbohydrate transport; transmembrane transport
Cellular component (GO): membrane
Molecular function (GO): carbohydrate:proton symporter activity
Source: RefSeq, a predicted model, not a curated record
AUGCCGGAACUUCGAGGAAAACCUCUCUUGGCGGGAGUAACUGCCGCCUGUAGCGUCGGGUUCUUCCUGUUUGGUUAUGACCAAGCGGUCAUGGGAGGAGUGAUUGGUGCAAAGACAUUCAAUGAACAAUUCAAUCAUCCAACGGCUCUGCAGCAAGGCCUCAUCGUUGGCCUUUACGAUGUAGGAUGUCUGAUAGGGUCUCUGUUCAUCAUCGCUUUCGGCGAGCAAUUGGGCAGAAGAAAGGCGAUUGUUAGUGCUCCGGAUUCUGACUCUGUCACAUUCAUCACGAUUACUAACUCGGGAAUUCUGAAGUACAUUGGCUCCGGGGUCAUUAUCGUCGGCACAGUUCUCCAGGUCACCGCUAAAGUCAUAUCCCAUCUUAUUGUGGCUCGCGUCGUAUGUGGCGUUGGAAUUGGCAUCAUGACUUCUGUCGUGCCCGCUUGGCAGUCAGAAGUCUCGCCGGCUCACUCAAGAGGGAUAUACCUAACAAUCCAGAGUGGGAAUAUCGCUGUUGGCUUCUGCCUAGCAAGUUGGAUCACUCUUGCAUGCUCAUAUGCAAGCAGCCAGGCUCAAUGGAUCCUUCCGAUCGCCCUCCAGGUUAUAUUUGCCGGGUUCCUCUUGGUGACGGUCCCAUUUCUCGUCGAGUCCCCCCGCUGGAUCGCCAACCAUAGGUCACUUGACGAAGCCACAAAGGUCAUCGCGCGUCUUCAGGAUCUGCCAGAGACACACGAAGCUGUGCUCAAAGUCCGGAACGACAUUGCAGAAGCACUCGAGGUCGAGGCAAAUGCGUCCUGGCGCACGCUCUUUGGGAACAACAAUGAACAGAAUUUUCGCCGCCUGUGCCUUGGGUUUGGGGCUCUCUAUAUGCAACAACUCACCGGUAUCAACACUAUCGCCUACUACGUCGCAUACAUCGAGCAAGAAUAUCUCCACCUCAGUAAUAGCAUGUCCCAUAUUGUAGCGGCAAUCACAGCGACCCAGUAUUUGCCAUUUGCUCUCUCCCCAAUUUUUUUUGUGGAAAGAUUUGGUCGCCGUACUUUGUUGAUGUGGGGUGCUGCUGCUUUGGCCCUCAUGUCGGCCAUGAUUGCCGUUGGCUUCAACAUUCCAGGGCGAGCAGGUGGUAUCGUCACCAUGGUGUUCUACUGUCUAUUCUACAAUUGCUUUGGGAUGAGCUACUUGAAUAUCCCCUGGAUGUACGCUCCGGAAAUAAACUCGCUCAAAGUGAGAUCCAAGGGUAUGGCUAUUGCGUCUGCCUCAAAUUGGCUAUUCAAUGGCAUUGUUGUCACCGUGACCCCUUCUGGACUUCAAGCUAUUGGUUGGAGGUUCUACAUUGUCUGGGUUGUCUUCAACCUGUCUUUUAUACCGAUGGUUUACUUCUUCUACCCAGAAACUCGAGGCUUGUCUCUUGAGCAGAUUGACCACAUAUUCGAGGGCAAGGGCCAAGGGUGGUCUUGCUUUACUUCGGGUGUCCGCGAAAGCAUCAAAGGCCCUGCUGCAAUUGAAGCAGCACGCUCGAAUCGUUAUCAUGCAACCAAUAUGCAAUCUGCUAACGGCGAUGAUCCACUUCAUAUGGAUGAUAUGGAAGGCACCAAGGCUAGCACAAUCGGGAUCGAAUCGGUUGAAACCAAGGUGUGA